Molecule: messenger RNA, 1239 nt
Organism: Scheffersomyces coipomensis
Lineage: Eukaryota; Fungi; Ascomycota; Pichiomycetes; Serinales; Debaryomycetaceae
Exons: 1
Coding region: 142-1212 (356 amino acids)
Biological process (GO): regulation of cell cycle
Cellular component (GO): nucleus
Source: RefSeq, a predicted model, not a curated record
UUUAAUGUAGUUCUUUUUUCUAGUACUCUUUUUUGCAUUCAUAUUUUUCUGUGGACCAUCAAAUGCUCACAAGUGAAAACAAUUUUUUUUUGGAGUUGAUGAGACCUAUCUGAUCCAAUUAGCUUUGAAUACGAAUAACCAAUGUCUAAAUCCAAGAGUGAUCUCUUAAACUUAGUAUCCUCGUUCGAUGAAGCAACAAGCUUCUGGCGUGAAAGUUUCACUGCUUCAGAUAACGCAGUGUCAAAGAUUCAAUCUGCAAAAGUUGAUAAACCAUUACAAGAAUUCACUAAAUUAAUAAAAUUAAUAAAAGCACAUACUACCAAAGUAGGAAUCAUAUUUAAACCAGAGAAUAUCAAAAAGGAUGUCAAUCCAGCUUAUAAGACAUUAAAAGAUUUAUCUGAGACGUUGGUGUUAUUGGUAUCUAUAAUUGCUCAACUUCAAGCCAAAGUUAUAUCACAAUUGUUUUAUGAUGAGAUAUUAUUGCAAAUUAAACAAUUACUAGACAGCAACUCUGGCUUUGGCAAGGAGCUUAAAUUGAUCGUGGAAGAUGAGUCAGCGGAAGAAAAGGAAACCAAGAAAGAUGAAAUAGACGGAAGAUUAGUUUCUGUGGGGAAAAUAUGGACCAUUUGUGAUUCCUUAAUCCAAUUAAUUCAAGAUGGAAAGUUCGGUCUUCUAACUUCCAAGAUAAAGUUAAGCAUCGAUUUAAUUGAAGAUGGGUACGAAGAAUUUGAAGAAUGGGCUAAGAAUCCAACUGAGUUCGACGAAGAAGAUCCAUUUGGAUUCAGUGAUGACGAAAGCAUAGAAGAAGAUGAAGAAGAUGGUGCCAACCCUCCAACUACAGAAGCCGAAGAUGAAUCUGAACCUGAUGCUUCUAAAGAAGAAUUGAAAGCAUUUGCCCAAAAAUGGUCCAAAAAUAUCGAUCUUGUUAAGCUCUUAAUAGCUUCGUUUAAAAAAUCAUUGCCAGCAACUACAGAAGGAGAAAUAGUUGAUCAAGUUUACAAAUUACAAAAUAAUUUAGUUUCAUUAAUUGAUAAGUUAAUUGUUGAUUUAAUGUUAGAUCAAACUAUAGACGAUGAUGUAAAAGAAUAUACAAACUCUAUAACGAAGGAAUCACGUUCUUUAGCAAAGAUUGGAAUUGAUGUUCACCAAACCAAUGCUAAGAAGUCAAAAUGGUAUGAAGCAUGGAUUACCAAAUUCAAUACAGAUUUAUAGAUGUAACUUAGAAUACUAAUAUUUACU